AUGGCGCCCAUGAUCCCCGGCGACAAAUACAAACCCUACACGCCUAUUGACCUGCCCAACCGAGCAUGGCCGGCGAAGGUUCCCACAAAGACGCCCAUCUGGACCUCGGUCGAUCUGCGCGAUGGCAACCAGGCCCUCAUCAACCCCAUGUCGGGCGAGCAGAAGCUCAAGUUCUACCAAAAGCUCGUCGAGGUCGGCUUCAAGGAGAUCGAGGUGGCCUUCCCCUCGGCCUCGGACACCGACUUUGGUUUCGUCCGUCACAUCAUCGAGAACAAUAUGAUCCCCGACGACGUCUACAUCCAGGUCCUCACUCCUGCCCGUGAAGAGCUCAUCCGACGUACCUUCGAGUCCAUCAAGGGCGCCAAGAACGUCAUCCUCCACAUGUACAACGCCUCCUCUCCGCUCUUCCGCAACGUCGUCUUCCAGAACUCGCAGGAGCAGACCGUCGAUCUGGCGGUGCGACACACCAAGAUUGUCCGCGAACUCGUCGACGAAUACUCGAAACCUGAAAACGGAGGCACCAACUUCAAGUACGAGUACUCGCCCGAGACUUUCACCCAGACCGAGAUGGACUUUGCCGUCACAAUCUGCGAGGAGGUGCGCAAAGCUUGGGGCAAGGCCAGCGCCGAGAACCCAAUCAUCUUCAACCUGCCCGCGACGGUCGAGGUGGGACCCCCGAACCACUAUGCCGACCAGAUCGAGUACUUCUGCACCAACAUCACCGACCGACCCUCGGUCAUCGUUUCGCUGCAUCCCCACAACGACCGCGGGUGUGCGGUGGCCGCGACGGAGCUGGGCAUGCUCGCCGGUGGAGAUCGUGUCGAGGGCUGCCUGUUCGGCAACGGCGAGAGGACUGGUAAUGUCGACAUUGUGACGCUGGCGCUCAACCUGUUCUCACAGGGCAUCCAGCCGGGCGAGCUCGACCUGUCGGACAUCCAGUCCGUCGUGGACGUCGUGAGCGGGUGCAAUGACAUCCCUGUCCACCCGCGACACCCGUAUGCCGGCGACCUCGUCUUCACCGCUUUCUCGGGCAGUCACCAGGAUGCGAUCAAGAAGGGCUUUGCUGCGCAGAACAAGCGCAUCGAGCAGGGCGACAACACGUGGGAGAUCCCCUACCUGCCCAUCGACCCUGUCGAUCUCGGGUGCACGUACGAGGCGGUCAUCCGUGUCAACUCGCAGUCGGGCAAGGGCGGAGUUGCUUAUCUUGUGGCGCAGAGCCUGGGACUGGACCUGCCACGCAGGAUGCAGGUCUCGUUCUACCAGGUCAUUCAGGAGGUCGCCGAUCGCACGGGCAAGGAGAUGACCUCGGAGGACAUCACGCGCAUCUUCACCCAGACGUACCAUCUUGCUUCGCUCGAGGCCGGUCGCAACGAAGGUCGUUUCGCCCUGCGUGGCUACUCGCUCUCGGACGACCUUUCGUCCUCCAUCACAUCCGAGGAUGGCGAUGGCGGUCUCUCGACUCCUCGUCUCCGUCGAUUCACCGGCAAAGUCCUGCACGGCGGCAAGUCGCACGAGCUCACCGGCACAGGCAACGGUGUUCUCUCGGCGUUCCUCGACGCCAUCGAAUCGACGUUCAGCAUCAAAGCCGAGAUCCGAGAGUACAGCGAGCACGCCAUCACCAAGUCGUCCUCCCUGCAGACGGGCUCCAACGGCAGUGGAAGCGGAAGCAAGGCCCAGGCGGCGAGUUACGUCGAGCUCGUUGACCCGGCGGAGAAGGACAAGGUCGGAGAGAAGAAGUGUGUAGGGUAUUGGGGCGUGGGUAUUGAUGUCGACAUCACCACGGCAAGUCUGAAGGCCGUGCUCUCCGCCAUUACCAACAUCAGCAAACCUGAAAAGGUCAUCGAAGAGGCAGUCGAGGUGGCCGCCAACGGCAAGAACUAG
Messenger RNA from Kalmanozyma brasiliensis GHG001, 1881 nucleotides. RefSeq names its product 2-isopropylmalate synthase LeuA, allosteric (dimerization) domain protein. The transcript has a single exon. Gene Ontology annotation, biological process: L-leucine biosynthetic process. Gene Ontology annotation, cellular component: mitochondrion. The coding region runs from base 1 to 1881 and encodes 626 amino acids. The record is from RefSeq and is a predicted model, not a curated record. Gene Ontology annotation, molecular function: 2-isopropylmalate synthase activity. NCBI's taxonomy places the organism in Eukaryota, Fungi, Basidiomycota, Ustilaginomycetes, Ustilaginales.